UGGAAUGCUCGUUCAUUCGGAAAGAAAGCGACAGAAAACGGUUUUCUUUAAGUAUUCCGCGACUUGGAAAAAUUUCUGAGACGGUGCCAAAGAGACGUUUCCCGAUUAGCUUUCGGGUAUCCGCGUGUAUCAUCGCUGACAACGAAGGAGUGAGUGGCCUCACGUUACUGUUGCGCGUUUGACCGCGUCCCUUCGACGUGCCUUCAACUUCAAUCAUCGCCGACGCUCUCGUGACGGGACGUACGCGUCGAUUCCAUUUCCAUAACCUCUCUAUCGGAAUCGCCAGAGACGAUUGAGCGUUCUGUUUACCAAAACUUUGUUAUCAAGAAGAAAGGAAGGUUUUUUUUCCAGAGUAGUAUAUUGGCGAUUAUUUAUCUAUCGUCAUUUAAUUGAGUCAUCAUGACAGGUGGAAACGCUACUGAGAAAUCGGCCAAUAAUCCCUUGGAGCAGUUCGUGCUGCUCGCGAAAACUGCGAAAGGCGCCGCUGCCAUCGAACUUAUAAGGCAGGCGGUCGAGACGCCAGGCGUUCACGUUUUUGGUGAAUUACUGGACAUGCCAAAUAUCAAAGAAUUAGAGAAUGGACCUUACGUCCAAUAUUGGAAUACCUUGAAUCUAUUUGCGUACGGCACUUAUAAGGACUAUUUGGAGAACAAAGAAAAAGUGUUAGAGUUAACUCCCACGCAAAAAAAGAAACUCCAGCAUCUCACAAUUGUUACUCUGGCGACAAAAAACAAGUGUAUACCUUAUUCAGUACUGUUGGAGGAGCUGGACAUAAAGAACGUCAGAGAUCUAGAGGAUUUGAUUAUCGAGGCGAUAUACGCUGACAUAAUCCAUGGAAAGUUAGAUCAGAAGAAUUCACAGUUGGAAGUGGAUUAUGCUGGUUUAGGUCGAGAUGUCCGGCCAGGUGAUACCGGUGUAGUAGCUGAAACGUUAGCUGCCUGGGGUGAAGCGUGCGAUACAGUUCUAUCGUGUAUUGAGCAACAAAUAUCUAAAGCUAACAUCGAAAAACAAAAAGCUACUUACCAUAAAGAAAGAAUACAAAGAGAUAUUUCAAAUAUAAAGAAAUCUCUCGCGGCUCAAGCAGGAGGUGGAGGCAUUCAAGAAGCUGAUAUGGCUGGUGGUAGUUCUGGUGCUGGUGGAAGUGAAGCGGGUAGAGAAGCUAUGCCGGUACUCUCAGAAAAGAAGAAGUUACAGAAAGUCAAAUGUAUCAAAGUCAGUGGAUCUGCUACUGAUCCACUAAUGGUCGAGGGGACAAGUUGGGAAUAGCCGAGAAUGUAUUAGGUGAAACCUUGUGGCAACCAAGUCGUUUGGAUACUCGUAUCUAUUUCUUUCCCCCCUCCCUCUUUUCUUUUUUUCUUUCUAUUUUAAUAUUAAAACAAACAUUUUCCUUGUAACUUUUAUAGCUUUGAAAAUAAAUAAUAUCUUUGAAUUGUCUUAUAUUUAUUGUAAGUUACAUAUAAAAAAAUAAAUUUAUGCUAAAUAAAAUGUUUUUCUCUCCUGCAUAAAAAUUUGUCUUAGAAAACAGAAAUAGUACACAGCAAUUACAUUGUUCAUUUUAUUUUGCAACUUUCAUUUUGAUGAAUACAUUACACUAUUAUGCUAUCUUUUUUCUAUUUUAAUUUAUAACGUAUUUAAAAUAUCUUUAAGUUGCGUGAAACAUAUAUAUAAUAUGUAUUAUUUUUGACAUUGCAUUGCAUUCGGAAUUUAUACGUUGCGUAAUUACUCUCUUACGCGAUUUUAUUAUAAUUCAAAAAGACACAAGGUAUGUUUUUUAUUCCUGCACUGCUGCACUAAGUUAGAAUGAGAAAAAAGUGCAGUAAGUUAGAAUGAGAAAAAAUACAUUUGUCUUAUUCUAACUUAUUGCACCAGUGCACCAGUGCAGGAAUAAAAAACAACCUGUAAUUAAAUUGGUUCCAUAUACGAGUUAACAUGAUAAAUUCUUAUUUCUGUAUGAUAUUAUAUGUACAAUUAUCCAUUUAUAAUGUAUUUAUAUAUGUACAUGCGUAUACGUAUAUGUAGUCAUACGUAUAUGUAAACGUGUAUACACAUAUGACUAUGAGUAUCUAUCAAGGAACGUCGCCAUUUUCUUAUAUAUUGGCUUUUACAUACAAUUUAAAUUUUUAUAAAUCUUAACAUAUCCAUUGCCCGCGUGACUCUUCGGAUUCGUGACUCUUUGAUCGGUUCGAAACCGUUAUAAACUAAAGACCAAUUUAAAACAUUUUAAAAAGUUGUCAAUUAAAUCAUUUUUACUUAGUAACUAUUGCAGCGGAAUUAUUUUUCAUAUUGAGACAGAGUGUCUCAGGCACGUGGGCAGUGAAUGUGUUAAUUAUUGUUUUAUUAAAAUGUACAACAAAUGUACAUUGAAAACUUCUUUCUAGUUUAAUAUUAUUCUCUUUUUAUUAAAAUUAGGUAUACGUAUGUAAUGAACAUGAAAAAUGUGAAUAUAUGUUAAAUGGUGAAUAUCAAGCUCAUUUGUAUUCAAAACCAAAUAAAAAAAGAAA
Monomorium pharaonis (pharaoh ant) is the source of this 2501-nucleotide messenger RNA. It is a transcript of the gene CSN7, whose product is annotated as COP9 signalosome complex subunit 7. The record is from RefSeq and is a predicted model, not a curated record. Gene Ontology annotation, cellular component: COP9 signalosome. The transcript is spliced from 4 exons. Gene Ontology annotation, biological process: COP9 signalosome assembly. The coding region runs from base 400 to 1266 and encodes 288 amino acids. NCBI's taxonomy places the organism in Eukaryota, Metazoa, Arthropoda, Insecta, Hymenoptera, Formicidae.